Molecule: messenger RNA, 1998 nt
Organism: Aegilops tauschii subsp. strangulata
Lineage: Eukaryota; Viridiplantae; Streptophyta; Magnoliopsida; Poales; Poaceae
Product: zinc finger protein 36-like
Biological process (GO): regulation of DNA-templated transcription
Cellular component (GO): nucleus
Molecular function (GO): transcription cis-regulatory region binding; DNA-binding transcription factor activity
Source: RefSeq, a predicted model, not a curated record
UACAUCAAGCAGCUCGCGUUAGCCACAGCUCUCGCACGCCAAUGAUGAAGAUGACGCACGACGACUACGUCCACCUCUGCCUCAUGGCGCUCGCCUCCGUGGCCACCGGCGGCGACCAAGCACAGGCAGCGGAGGGGCAAUGGCUGCAUACCGUGACUGCGGCGGCGCCAGCAGCCUGCGAGCUCCGGUUCCGGUGCUCCGUAUGCGGCAAGGCGUUCCCGUCCCACCAGGCGCUCGGCGGGCACAAGGCCAGCCACAGGAAACGGGCGGCGCUCGUGCUGCCGCUACAAAGCGUGUCGCCGGCGGAGGAGACGGUCGCAUCGUCGACGUCGUCUGGCGUCGGCGGGCACAGGUGCUCCGUGUGCCACCGGAGCUUCGCGACGGGGCAGGCGCUCGGCGGACACAAGCGGUGCCAUUACUGGGACGGGCUGUCGGUGUCGCUCACGGCGUCCGCGUCGGGCUCCGGGUCCAGCGUGAGGGAUUUCGACCUCAACCUGACGCCGGUGCCGGAGAAGGCCGCCGCCGCCGGCAUGCGAAGGUGGGGAGAGGAGGAGGAGGUGCAGAGCCCCUUGCCAUUCAAGAAGCGGCGGCUGUCAAGUCCUUCCUUGGAGCUUAAUUUAAUACUCCUUGAUUAAGUGUGCUAGAGCUGUCGGUCCCACCGUUCAUUCUUGUUUAUUUCCACUUUUGUUUUUGAGCCUAUUGUUUAUUUCCACUUGAGAGCUCCGUUUGUGAUUACCCCUUGAUUUGUACCGCAUCUCCUGAUUCAUUUGUGACUUUUGGUCAACUGCUAACACAUUUGAUGCAAUAAAUUUGGCACAGGAUGGUUGUUCAAUAGAUGAUGGUUGGUCAAUCUAUUUGACUUUAUGUAUCCCAGUGAUUCUUUCUGACUUUAUGUAAGUUUGAGAAAAGAAAUGUGAUCCUUAAUCAGAAAGCUUAUUACCAACGAGGAGUUUCCUUCAACUCUAGUAUCUUUGACGAUCAAAGAAGCACAAUAAAAGUGAAGAUUCAACUCUAGCUAAGGAUAAUUUCAAAAAACUUAUGACGAAAUCAAGUGAGCUUGUCUCUCUUAUGUUCUGCUCAUGAAGGAUUUCCCUGAACAUUAUGUCCAAUGGAUUAAGCAUAAUGUCCAGGGUGGUGAUGUAACAAUCAUGGUCAAUGGUCAAUUAAAGCCCUAUUUUUAAACACAGAAAGGACUGAGGUAGGGGGACGCCUUCUCACCUAAUAGGUAAAACAUAGGUGUAGACGUCUGUUACAGAAGCUAGUUCAUAGACCAAAUGAUAGUGGUUUAAUUAGUGGUGUAAGUGCCAUGGCUGUAGGGCUUAGCAAGUUAGCAUGCUCCAAUAUGUUCAUAACAGUCUUUUGAAUGGAAGCGGAUUCAAUUCAUAAAGUGCAAACAGUUUAAAAGAUAUCCGCUAUUUAUUAGAGAAUUUUCCUGGUCUAAAGAUCAUUUUUAAUAAAAGUGAAUGUGAUGCUUUGGAGAAGUUAGAUCUGAUUUAGACGCUUAUAGAGACAAUUUAACAUGGUUGCUAGAGUUCUUUCUAUGAACCUUGGCAUUCCCUCAUUAUGCUAAAUUAAGAAAUGGUGAUUGGAAUAAAGUAGAAGGUACAGUACGAACUGGCAAGGCAAAAUGAUGUCCUAUGGUGCCAAAUUAUUUUUGCUAAGAUCUUGUCUCGGUAAUACUCCAUAGGGAUUUUUAUAUUACUACCUUAGGCCUAGUUCCUUUGGUGGCUUCUCCCAUAAGCCUCCCCUCCUCGGCUUCUCCCAGAAGACAACUCUCCCUCCCAAUUCGUUUGACUGCCUUCUGCACAAUCCUCUGACCAUAUUGUCCCUCUUAUAUGUGCUCUCUACACAUCCACUUACGUGUGGGGCCCACCCGAAGAAAAAGGAAAAACAGCUCUCCCCCCUUUCUGUCAAUUACACGUGGGACACGAGCUAAACUAAAAAAGGAAAAAAAAUCCUCUCUCUCUCUCUCACUCUCACUUACAUGUGGGACCGGAA